Phoenix dactylifera (date palm) is the source of this 3211-nucleotide messenger RNA. Its product is annotated as 5'-3' exoribonuclease 4-like. NCBI's taxonomy places the organism in Eukaryota, Viridiplantae, Streptophyta, Magnoliopsida, Arecales, Arecaceae. The record is from RefSeq and is a predicted model, not a curated record. Gene Ontology annotation, molecular function: RNA binding; 5'-3' RNA exonuclease activity. Gene Ontology annotation, cellular component: nucleus. Gene Ontology annotation, biological process: nuclear-transcribed mRNA catabolic process.
GUUCGGGUCUACGGCCAAAGAUUCCCUCAAUAUCACGCUCCAACGGCUGCAAGGGUUAAUUCCUGGGAGCCCUAGCCUCCUCUCUCUCUCUCUCUCAGCCACCGCCCCGCCCCCUCGCUAAAACCCUAAAAACCCUGAAAAAAACAAGAUUUUUACGUGAAUAAAAGAAGAAGGAGAAUGGGGAUUCCCGCUUUCUAUCGUUGGCUCGUGGAUAGAUACCCCCUCUCGGUCGUGCCGGUUGUAGAAGAAUUUCCCAAGGUCAUCAAUGGCGUCCUAGUCCCUAUAGAUAGCAGCAGGCCGAACCCUAAUGGCGUGGAGUUCGAUAACCUCUAUCUCGACAUGAACGGUAUCAUCCAUCCUUGUUUCCAUCCGGAAGACCAGCCUGCUCCUAAUUCGUAUGAAGAGGUGUACAAGGCGGUGUUUAAGUACAUAGAUCACAUCUUUUCCUUGAUUCGGCCUCGGAAGCUUCUUUACAUGGCAAUCGAUGGGGUUGCGCCGCGAGCAAAGAUGAAUCAGCAACGAGCAAGGAGAUUUAGAUCUGCUAAAGAUCUGGCUGAUGCUGCGGCAGAAAUAGAGAAGCUAAGAGAUGAGAUGGGGUCAGAUAGUGAAAAAUUAACGCAAUCAGAGAACGCUAGCACACUGGAUUCAAAUGUCAUAACACCUGGAACUGAGUUCAUGGCCUCUUUGUCAGUGGCCCUUCGGUACUACAUUCACUUAAGAUUGAACAAUGAUCCUGGAUGGCGGGGCAUCAAGGUCAUCCUAUCUGAUGCUAAUGUGCCGGGUGAAGGGGAGCACAAGAUAGCGGCAUAUAUCCGGGCACAGAGGAACCUGCCUGGAUUUGACCCUAACACAAGACAUUGCUUGUAUGGGUUGGAUGCUGACUUGAUCAUGCUUGCACUGGCAACACAUGAAUUACAUUUCUCUAUUCUUAGAGAGGAUGUUCGUGUGGCACGCAAUCGUGAAAAAGCUAAAAAAUUUGGCAAGGAUAUUAUACUUUCAGGUAAGGAAGAGAGGAAGGAGUUGAAUCGGGAUGUUAAUGAUGACAUGCCAAUAAAAAAAUUCCAGUUCCUCAACAUUUGGGUUUUGAGAGAAUACUUGGCGCACGACUUGAGAAUAUCUGAUGCACCACUGAAGAUGGAUCUGGAGCGCUUUAUUGAUGAUUUUGUCUUCAUUUGUUUGUUUGUUGGAAACGAUUUUCUUCCCCAUGUUCCAUCACUGGAAAUUUCUGAGGGUGCAAUUGAUCUGCUAAUGACGGUGUAUAAAAAGGAGUUUGCUAGGAUGGGUGGUUAUUUGACCAACUCUUUUAAGGUUGAUUUGGAACGCGUUGAGCACUUCUUACAAAAAGUUGGGCCUCAUGAAAGUGCCAUCUUCAGAAGACGUAGCCAGGUACAGAAGGAAAGAGAGAUUCAGUUUGGGGUAAUUUCAACUAUGAUGGGGAUUGAACAGAACAAAGCAUCUAGCUGGACUAGAAAUCUUCAAAAAUCCACAAAAUUCUUCAGUAAAAACCUAUUAAAUAGUAAAAAAUCUGAUUUGGUAAUUCAUGAUCAGGUAAAGUUGGGAGAAGAAGGGUGGAAGGAAAGGUACUAUGCAGAGAAGUUUGAAGUCAAGACUGAUGACAGCCGUGAGAAACUUAAAAAACAUUCGGUCUUGAAAUAUGUUGAAGGGAUCUGCUGGGUCAUGCACUAUUACUACCAAGGAGUCUGCUCCUGGCAAUGGUUUUAUCCAUAUCAUUAUGCUCCGUUUGCUUCAGAUUUUCUUGAUUUGAAACACUUGGAAAUUCGUUUCACACUUGGGGUUCCAUUCAAGCCAUUUGACCAAUUAAUGGGUGUACUGCCUGCAGCAAGUGCACACGCACUGCCAUUGUCUUACAGGAAUUUGAUGACUGAUCCAUCUUCAGCCAUAAUUGAUUUUUAUCCUGAAGAUUUUGAGCUUGAUUUGAAUGGCAAGCGUUUCUCCUGGCAGGCUAUCUGUAAACUACCAUUUGUUCAGGAAUCCCGCCUUCUUGCAGAACUCAAAAAAGUGGAACAUACCUUAACAGAUGAAGAGAAGCAAAGGAACAGCUGGACAUUGGAUAUGCUAUUUGUUCACAUUUCACAUCCGCUAGCGUCAACAAUUAUUUCUAUUUACAGGCGUAAAAAAGAUCAUCCAAAAUUAUCCAAGGCCAAACUCAAAAGAAAAAUUGAUCCAGAAAUCAGCGGUGGAAUGAAUGGAGACAUGUACAUUUCUGAUAAAUCUGUUCACGCAUUUGAAAUCUAUUCACCUCUUGGGGGCAUGGAGACCAUAACCAAGAAUAAAACACUAUUUGUGUACUACAAGGUCCCACCAGUCCAGGAACACAUCCCCAGAUUGCCAGGAGGAGUGAUCUUACCUAAAAAGUCAAUUACCAAGCAAGAUAUGCAACCAGCCCCAGUAUUGUGGCAUGAGGUAACUGCAUUACGCCGACGCAUCUAUUCUGAAAGACUUAUUUCUAAUUCCAUAGCUGGCCCUCACUUGUCAAAAAUGGCUCGCCGACUUGUAUCAAAUUAUUAUCAUGAACAGAAGCAACAAAGUGAUGCUCAUGUACUUGAUGACCAUGCUAUGGGUGAUUCAUGUCACAGGAAAAAGAGGAUCGUAGAACACAAGAUUAACCAUGACACAAACAGCAAGCACAACAUCCUAGGGAAAAGGAAACGAGGGGGUCGCAACAACAGGAAUAAAAGGAUUUUAGAGCAGAACUGUGAAGUCAGCAUCAAUAAUAGCAACCUAGGGAAAAGGAAACGCAGAGAUCGUGGCCGCAGGAAAAAGAAGAUCGCAGAACGAGAGAACUCUGAGAACCAUGAGCACGAAAGCAACAACAGCAGAAGGAAAUGCAAAGAGAACAGCCACAGGAAGACGACGACUGCAGAAGAGAAACAACAUGGAGGUAGCAGUAAUGCUAGCAACAUAAAAGAAAACACAGCAGUAGCAAAGUCAUGAGGGCAGAGAAGCAAAUACAGCAAGGGGCAAGCGCUCUUUUUUGAGGUGUUCUUUUCAGUUGUUUUAUUAGUUGGUAAUUGGUUUUUAGUUGAGGAGUUGGAGUGAAUGCUGGUCUUCUGGUGGCCAUUUACCUGAGUCUGCUGUACUGGACUUUGUAGUUGUAACAAAUGUAAUAGAUUAUGAAGGGUAGAUAACUAUAUAUGCAUCGUACUCAAUUCGAUUAUACAUAAAAUAUUCAAGCUAUCUUUGGAAAGAA